This is a messenger RNA of Guyanagaster necrorhizus, 1165 nucleotides long. RefSeq lists its product as uncharacterized. The transcript has 6 exons. Lineage: Eukaryota; Fungi; Basidiomycota; Agaricomycetes; Agaricales; Physalacriaceae. The coding region runs from base 11 to 1039 and encodes 342 amino acids. The record is from RefSeq and is a predicted model, not a curated record.
AUCCACUAUCAUGUCGUCGGACAGAGUAUUCAUCAAUAUUCUUGAGUCGUACCUGAACGAAGCACCACUGGGGGCUUUUUUUCAUGGCAUCUAUACGUGUACCCUAGCAGUCACUCUAUGGGUAAUAGCGAGGAAAGGAAAACAAAUGAAAGCAAGAAACGCGAUGGUUUCUAUCAUUGUCAUCUUGUACAUCUUGGCUACAAUUUAUGUGGCAGCCGACUGGAGCUCAAUCAAAUAUACCUUCAUCGACAACGGGGAGACACUCAACACCGAGCUUCAAGCACUGACCACAAGCAGUUCUCAUCAGUGGCACAUAUAUCAUUGGUUAACCGGACUCACAUCCGGGCUUGCUACCACCAUUGCCGAUGCUAUCAUGAUCUGGCGCUGCUGGGUUAUUUGGGGCGGUCGCUAUGAAUUCAUUGCAUUACAAACACUACUUCUUUUCUCUCAAAAUGUUUUCGGCUUGCUGGCCAUACUUGAUAACAUCCAUGGACCAGACUAUGGUCCUAUAUCGGGCAAUGGACCCAUCGCUGCACAAGAGGUCGAAUGGACCACCAUUUAUCUUUCGCUCUCUUUAGGAACUACGCUGCUCUGUACCGUCCUCAUCAUCUACCGCAUCAUAAUGGCUGGGAAAUCUUCAGACAACAUUGGUGCCUACCAUCGCAUUAUUGAAAUUGUCGUCGAGUCAGCUUCGCUCUAUGCCUUCUCCCUAAUAUUUUGGAUGGUUUUUAUCCUUUGCAACAAUAAUGUGAGCCCUUAUCCACAAGUCAUAUAUGUUUCGAUCACAGGAUUCGCCCCUACUCUUAUUGUUGGACGCGUUGCAUCGGGACAAUCACGCCCUAAUGACAGCUGGAAAUCAAGCAGUGUCUCUAUGAUGCAAUUCGGUGGACAUUCCGCUCUCCGUGCUGCGGAGGGCACAUCGAGCAACUCCCAUGAGGUCAGCCUCGGGAACGGUGGGUUGGAGAGGGAAGAUAGUUGCCAUUGUGAUAGUGCUUUUGGAGAUAGCAGGCAUGCUACGGUUGACCUAGAAAGUAAUUAACAGGAAGAACUGAUGGUCAGCUUUCCUAUGAUAUACGUUUAUAUCCUUCUGCAUGGUUUCCCUGUAGGCCAUUAGAGUGAAAUCUCAUCGCUGAAAUAACCCUCCAUGAUACGUGGCUACUAGGAG